GUUUCUCUUCUUGAUCGACUUCUCUCGUUCCUCGUCUCCUGUUAUUUCAAUUUCAACAUUAUUUCUACACCCACACUCUCCAUACCGAGUGUCUUCUCUCUUUUUGUUAUCAUUGCCAUCAAGCCAAACGAACUCUUCAAUCUGAUAUUUGAACAACUGAUCUGAUCGCUAUUUCUGCUCUUUUCAGGGGGAAUGGCGGAUGUUGCUACCAAAAUCCCAGAUGCAAACUGGGUGCGUCUCGAAAUUGAGCCAGUUCAAGUGAGCCAUGAUCAGGACGCCACUCUAAACUUUGCCACCGUCCAAUCAGUGGUCCCAGGAGCACAUGGACUCUACUACAGAGAUGAUGGAGAGAGAAAAGCUCUCCUGUUCGACAACAACACCGGCAAGGUGUACCCACCUCCAAACGGAUGGGAUUCAGUGCCGAUUUUUAUCCAUUUAGCACACGGAUCACGCCACGGAACCCAUUUUGCCGACUAUUCGAAGGCCAAUGACGCCUUUGAAAAGAACAUUUCAGCUGUGCAGAAGCUUUUCGCUGCCGCGGGACUUGGUGGAAGGUCACAAAAGGUGUAUGCAGCUGGAAAGACCCGUGCUCGUAGUACUUCAAAGAAAAAUCAGCCAAGAAGCCAGUUUGAUGCUCAGCCUGAAAAUGUGAAUAUCAGCGAGGAGAGCGAGGGAAGAGACUCCGAAAAGGAAAAGAACGACCGACAGCUGGAAAAGCUGAGAAACCGAAAUGAUGAGCUGAAAAUUAGAGUGAAAGAAUACAAAUCCGACUUGUCAGCCGCUCAACUUAAAGUCAAAAAUCUUGAGAAAAAGUUGGAAUCCGCCCAAUCGGCUGAUUCUGAAGAGAAAUUCGUUCGAAUUGAUUCGGAAAUCGACGAGAAACGAUCCCAGGAUCACGAUGAAGAAAUCAACAACUUGCACAAUGUCAUUGAAGAGCUUCGAAACAAGUUGGCCACUGUUGAAUCGAAAAAUAAGGAUCUUGAGACCAAAUUCUCCGAGAAUCAAGAUUAUUUGAAGAACGCAAAAGACAAGGUAACAUUCUUAGAGAAUCAACUCAACUCCGACGCUCAUGAAGAAGUGAAGAGUACCGCCGUCAGAGCACUAGAGGUUAAACUCGGCUUGGCCAACAAUUCAAUUCGUCAAGCUGAGGCUGAGAAGCAACAGCUCCAGGAGGCUAACUGGUACGCGAACGAACGUGUCGGCAAGUUGGAACAGGAGAACGGAUAUUUGAAGGGAAUCACUGAACAAUUGAAGGCCAGAGCAGACACCUCACACGCUGAAAAAAUGCUGAAGGACAGCGAGAAGCGUGUCUGGGAGAUCAACGAAGAGAAGAGCAAGCUGGAGUGGCGUCUCGGUGAGCUCUCCCAAUGGUGGAACGAUGCAAAGUGGAAGGUCGGCGAGUUGGAAUCCUCUGUUGCCCUACAGAGAAAUUUGCUUGACACGGCAAACUCGAAGAUUCAAAGCCUUAAUGAUCAGUUAAUACAGGAAGUGAGGAGUCACUCCAGCACCAUGACCAUUCCCACCGACGGAUUCACCAUUAGCCAAAGCAACCAAGGAACUUGGAACCUUGCCAACGGAAGUAACCAGCCAUGUUUCACCGGAGCCAUCCCAUCCAUCCCACUUGUCUCAGCCCUGCCAUUCGCCGGAGCCAAUCCAUUCAUUUUUGGGGGAGCUAACGAAGGAAGAAAUGUAACGUUGACCAUUUCGAACACAGAGCAGGAAGUUUACUUGACGGGAAGUUUUAUCAACUGGAAAUGCACAUUGAAAUGCGAGAAACUGGUUAGCGGCAAGAAAGGAGUCACGGUCAAUUUGACGCGUGGAAGACACGAGUUCCGAUUCAUGAUCAAUGGCGAAUGGGCGACGUCGAGCGACUAUCAACAGGUGCCAAACGGUUUGGGCGGACAGAAUAACAUUAUUUUUGUCGAAUAAUAAUUAUUCCCUUGAUCACUUAAAUUGAAUUAUUUUUUCUUACCUGUCAACUUUGUUUCCAUUUACUUCUCCUCAUUUUUUGUAUCUUUAUUUCUUGUUUGUAUUACAUACCACUCCAUUCAAACUUAUGCAGUUAACCACUCUAUUCACUAGAUUGUGUUUAGAAAAUUGUGAAGAUUCUGAAUUUUUUCGGGACUUUUGGCAUUGCCAUGAUGUGAAUGAAUAUUUUCGGUUAAUAUUAAUUCAGAUUUCAAAUAACUUUUGUUCAAUAUGUAAAGUUUUUUUACUUAAUUUUUAAUAAUUGGUUGUUUUUUCUCAAUUUUCCGAAUUAAAUUUUUCAAUAG
Messenger RNA from Caenorhabditis elegans, 2273 nucleotides. RefSeq names its product AMPK1_CBM domain-containing protein (gene F46H5.7). Bases 193 to 1929 code for a protein of 578 amino acids. The record is from RefSeq and is marked reviewed. The transcript has 14 exons. Lineage: Eukaryota; Metazoa; Nematoda; Chromadorea; Rhabditida; Rhabditidae.